AUGAACUCGUCGACUUACUGUGUAGCCCAGUUGAACAUGAAUGGGAACCACCUCGUUCCUGAUCAGAUACUGGACUACAGCAGGGCUAACGGGGUUGAGGUGCUUCUGCUUCAGGAGGUACCGACCUCGGGUAACAGACUUGUAGGAUUCGACUACAGUGCCGUCAGGACGGUUCUCAGCUGUAAGGAAGGUAGUGCAAGGGCAGCCAUAGUUGUUCUAAAUCAGGACAUCGAGGUGGUCGCCUUGCAGGGGCUCAGCGAUAGACACUUCGCCGUGGCUAGCCUUAGGAAAAGGCAUGGCCAGGCGGUCGUUUUCGUGUCGGCUUACUUCAAGUACAGCAUCCAGACACACAUCUUUACGGCUAGGUUAGGUUUAAUCUUGGAUAGUAUCGACCAGGAUAUUGUGAUAGGUGCUGACGUGAACGCGCACUCGCCGCAAUGGUUCAGUCGGCCGGGCAACAACACGGGUUCAGCCCGUGGGACCCACGUCGAAUCCCUGAUUGCGGAGAAACACUUGACGGUGCACAACCAGCCAGGCCGCCUCGUCACGUACGAGAGGCACGGAAUGGGGUCAUCGAACAUAGAUGUGACUCUGACGAGAGGGGGUUCCUUGGUGAACUCCGUUUCUGAGUGGGACGUGCUCGAUAUCACCGAUAGCGAUCACAGGACCAUCAGAUUCAAGAUCCGAAUCGGAUCAGGACCAGAAGGGCCCGCAAUAGGGAAACGUCGAUUCAAUACUAGGAAAGCCGAUUGGGAUAGGUUUAGGUGGGUUCUGGCCCAGAAGGUUCUCGGUGACCCUGAGACCAUGGUGGGCGGGUGCGAUGUCGUCGCUGGUGCUCUAACGCGAGCCCUCGGGCAAGCGAUGGAGGCCUCGAUGCCACGCUCACGCAAGUCCGCUAGGAUAAAACCGCCGUGGUGGGACGCUGGACUCGAAGAGUCCAAGAGGCGUCUCAAUAACUUCAGGCGCACCAGGGACUACAAAGUCGCGGAUAGGGAUCAAUUCAGAGUGCUCAGGAACGAGCAUCUGAAAAAGAUUAGGAGGGCCAAGAUGGAGUCGUGGAGGAAGUUCGCUACCUCCAUAAACUCGGACAUCUGGGGCCCUGUCUAUCGUUGGGCUAGGAAUGGUUCUUCUAAGAGUAGGAUUCCAAGCUCCGUGCUCCGGGAAGACGGAACCUUCACGGUGACGGCUUUGGAGACGGCUGAGUGUCUGUUGGAGAGUCUCAUCCCCAGGGACGUGACUGCUCCCAUCUUCGAACAUGGCAUUGUUGAGAGAGAGAGGCCGGAGGUCACGGAGGCGGAGGUUAAGAGGGCCGUCUGGAGGAUGGCCCCUAACAAAGCUCCGGGAUUGGACGGUAUCACCGCCGGGGUUCUCAGGAAGGCCUGGGGCGUAAUAGGCACGCCGCUAACCAGUGUCCUGAGAGAGUGCCUUAGGAGGUCGGUCUUUCCGGAUUGCUGGAAGACUGCUGAGGUCGUGGUCAUCAGCAAAGGUCAGGAUAGGGACCCGAGCCUUCCUAAGUCAUACAGACCGGUUAGCUUGCUUUCGGCACCGUCAAAAGUGCUGGAACGGCUGGUGGUGGACAGACUUGAGGAAGAGACGGGGGGAGCUCUGUCAGAGGAGCAACACGGUUUCAGAGUCGGCAAGUCUACAAUCAGCGCGAUCAAGUCGUGUCUGGAUUGGGUGGACAACAGUCAGGAAAUGGUGGUAGGUGUUUUCUUAGAUAUCUCAGGCGCUUUCGAUAACCUGAGAUGGAACAUAUUGAUUAGGGACAUGAUGACUCUGGGCGCAUCAGAUGCGACCAGAUCAAUCAUACAAAGCUAUCUGACGGGCAGGAGGGCGGUGCUCUCGGUGGAGGGAGCGACAGCAUUCGCGGAUCUCACCAGAGGCUGCCCUCAAGGCUCACAGCUAGGGCCAAGUCUUUGGAAUUUGUCGAUGGAUAGGGCGUUGGUCACCAACAAUGAUGACAGGGUUAAGCUGGUCGCGUAUGCGGACGACCUCGCGGUUCUCAUCGCAGGUUCCGACAUCUUGGACAUUCAAGGACGAGCCAGAGCGACGCUCGGCGCUUUACGCGACUGGGCGGAGCUGAGAGGUCUAACCUUCUCGGCGAGUAAGUCUCAAGCUAUCCCUCUGAAAGGCGGGUUGCGGUCGGGUUUCACCGUGCCCUUCGGGGCGCAGGAUAUCGUGGCCGUAGACUCAGUUAGGUAUCUAGGUGUUGAAUUGGACAGCAAGAGAAAUUUCUGGGCGCACGUGAGCAUCGUGGCCGGAAAGUCCGAAUCCUUGUACAGCAGGCUAAGAGCGGCAUCGUCAGCUGACUGGGGUCUUCGGCAGUCCACCUCCGCAGUAAUAUAUAGGGCGGUCUUCCUGCCCCGUAUCACUUACGCCGCGGAGAUCUGGGCUAAGGGAGUCCUCACCAAGAAGGCGAUAAAACUCCUCGGCAGCAAGCAGAGGAGGGCCCUUCGUUCUCUUACGGGGGCAUACAGUACGACCUCAACGGACGCGUUGCAGGUGGUAGCUGGGCAGCUGCCUCUCGAUUUGGAAAUUCGUUGGCAUGUGGUUAGGACUAGAAGGAAAGCUGGUCAAAUCUCAGAGGAAGAGAUGAGCGACCAGUGGGAUAGGCUCUUGGACAUCUGGCAGGAUAGGUGGGAUAGUAGCGUGAAGGGUCGGUGGACCUACGGUAUCUUCCCAGACAUCAGGAGGAGACUGGUCCUCCCACUCGAGGUGGAUCACUACGUGUGCCAAUUCCUAACGGGGCACGGGGACUUUAACUCCAAGUUGGAGUCCUUCAACCUACGGGGAGAGGCCAUGUGCAGGUGUGAGACCGAGGACGAGUCGGUGGACCAUGUGCUCUACAGAUGCCCUUUGCUCUCUGCUGAGAGAGAUAGGGUCAUCAGGCAAAUUGGCGAGGACGUCUGGCCGUGUGAGACCAAGGUGUUUAUGGACACGAGGUCGAACUACUGUGCCCUACGUCGCUUUGCUAGGGAGGCCAUCGAGGCCAAAAGAUCUUCGGACAGGUUAGGCUUAGUUCCUGGUUAG
This is a messenger RNA of Macrosiphum euphorbiae (potato aphid), 3030 nucleotides long. NCBI's taxonomy places the organism in Eukaryota, Metazoa, Arthropoda, Insecta, Hemiptera, Aphididae. The record is from the annotation of a GenBank genome assembly.